GUCCCAGUGCCGUGUAUGAGGAGGUAGAAAAGUGCAGCUAUUAUCACCGAGAACAUGUGCCUGCUGUGAGCUUGCAUUAUGGAUUGUGCCGAUAGUGUGUCCAAUGCUUUUGCGUCGAGCGCGAUCUAGGCAUCUGUCCGAUCGACAACUGCGGCAUAGCACUUCGCGGGCGGUGUUUCGAUUCUCAACAACCAUCUCGCGUCGAGCCGCAAUAAAAGCAGUUCAAAUUGCAGCGAAAAGUCUGAAACCAAGAACGGCAGCCCGUCGUGCCGCGUUCUUACCGUAACCGAAGUAGGCGCGGUGCGCGUGUAUUGGUCCACGGUCUCCGGAACCACCGGGGGAAUCCGUUUUUUUCUUGCUGGUUUGCCUCUUCCUGUCGGUUCUAGGGUGGCAAAAAUUGGCCUCUUCCAUCCCGCGUCUACCUGUUUGCACUGUGGUGUGUGUGGCCGUGCGCCCCCUGUAAGUGCUUGCAGAGGCAGUUUCGUAGCAGCAGCACGUUCGGUCCAAGAAGAGAACAUAGAAGCCAUCAGCCGUGUGUGUUAUUCACCUCCAUCCGCGGGGCAGUUCGUGGAACCACGGGGAAGCGCGAGAAAGAAAGAAAGAUCGUAAAGGGCACACACGAACGCUCCACCCGCGUUGGUCGAUUAGUUUCUGUCAAAGACGUCGUGUGUUGUGUUGUGGUUCUUGUCAAGGCAAGCUACCUUGCAAAGGGAAAUGAUGGCCUGCUCGUGGAGCUGCGUCGCAGCAGGCGGUGCUUAGGUCAGCUGGAAAACGGCCGCAUCGUAGACGGUCGAACUAACGUCGGUGUGACCCUCGCGUCUGUCCACGACCACCUCUCCAAGCAGGGUCCGGAAGGGCAGUAGAUAUUGCGGAUCCCGCCACCCACCGCAGCAUUGUGGCGUAAUUACGACGAUUCCCUUAUCGCGCUCAUGAUUGAACAUUUAACUCGAAUAGUAGAGAACUAGAAACAUACACGGACUUUCUUAUCAGCAACGGCCUCUGCCGCAGAGCAGCAGAUACUGUGUGUGUGUGUGUGUGUGUGUGCGGAGCAACUACCCUUGGCUUCCUGGAACCGAGCCGCGCUGGCGGUGGUGGACAGGCAAGCCUCCGUUCCAAACCCCUUAGGAUUACAUAUUCUUCUCGCGAUCGAAAGCGAAACCAAAACAGCUGUGGAUCGUAAUCCGAUCUUGCAGUUACUCCGGUUUAAACAUUCAACGAAAGGUGGCACACAACGGAAAGCAUAUUUCAUCGGCAGGAGGAAUGACCAUCGUUAUGGCCGGUCUAUCGACGACGGAAAUAUGCGAGAACACGAAGCUGGCCCGCGAGAUGGCCGUGAUGGGCAACUACGACUCGGCUGGCAUUUACUACGAGGGCGUGCUGCAAAUGCUUCGCAAGCUGCUGGUCGGCAUGAACGAGCCAAUGCAGAAAGGAAAAUGGCUAGUGGCACAGCAAGAAAUCAAUAAAGAGUACAAUCAGAUGAAGCUCAUCCAGAAGACGCUCACGGAAAUCACAAUGGAUCUACAGAACGCCCCGCUACAAGCCCGCAUCCGUACGCCCCUGCACGAAACGGCCAGCAAAGAUCCAGCGGCUUGGUUCCGUGCCGAUCCGGAUAUCUGGAUGCCACCGUCGGCCUCCGCUGGUCGGGGGGUUGACCCCGACGUUUGGGGACCUCCCCCGGAUAUGCCCCCACCCGAUCCGCACCGGCGCACCGUUGCCCCUCGCAGUCAGUCCCGCUCGAGCACCGCACUCAACCGAAAGUCGGAGGUGAAUCGACGAAAUGCGGCCACCAAAUCCGCCUCCACGUCGACCGUCGGCGGGCGGAAGACGAUCAGUCAAUCGGCGCGCUCAUCCGGGUCGUCGGCGGCGGCGGCGGGCAUGAAUGGUGCGUCACGGACGGGCACACUAACCCGAACGAAACCGAGCGCAAGGGCAACGGCGACCGGAACGCCGGGAGCGUCCUCCGAGAGCACCAACGGAAACGGGGAAAAAAGUGACAAGGAGAAGCUGGACGACGAGGAGGGCAAUGGCAAUGGCGGGGAUACGCCGGAAGAAGUCGAGCGUAAGUUCGAACCGGCGGCCCACGCGGACGUAGAUCUAGUCGAUAUGCUCGAGCGGGACAUCCUGCAGAAGAAUCCCAACAUCCACUGGGACGACAUUGCGGACCUGCACGAGGCCAAGCGGUUGCUAGAGGAAGCGGUCGUACUGCCGAUGUGGAUGCCGGACUACUUCAAAGGCAUUCGGCGCCCGUGGAAGGGUGUGCUGAUGGUCGGCCCGCCCGGUACUGGCAAAACGAUGCUUGCCAAAGCGGUCGCCACGGAGUGUGGGACGACGUUCUUCAACGUGUCCUCGUCGACGCUUACCUCCAAGUACCGGGGCGAGUCGGAGAAGCUCGUGCGGCUCUUGUUCGAGAUGGCCCGCUUCUACGCGCCCAGCACGAUUUUCAUCGACGAAAUCGACUCGCUGUGCUCGCGGCGUGGCUCCGAAUCCGAACACGAAGCUUCCCGGCGGGUCAAGUCCGAGCUGCUCGUGCAGAUGGAUGGCGUCAGCAAUGACGAGGCGACCAAGAUUGUGAUGGUAUUGGCAGCCACCAACUUUCCCUGGGACAUCGACGAGGCGUUGAGGCGACGGUUGGAGAAGCGUAUCUACAUCCCGCUACCAAACAGCGAAGGUCGUGAGGCACUGCUUAAGAUUAACUUGCGCGAGGUGAAGGUGGACGAAUCGGUGGACAUGCGCGACAUCGCCGACCGAUUGGAGGGCUACUCCGGGGCGGAUAUCACGAACGUGUGCCGGGAUGCGUCGAUGAUGUCGAUGCGGCGCAAGAUUGCGGGCCUCCGGCCGGAACAGAUCCGCCAGCUGGCGAAGGAGGAACUGGACCUGCCGGUAUCGAAGCAGGACUUCAAAGAGGCCAUCGCCAAGUGCAACAAGAGCGUAUCCAAAGACGAUCUGGCAAAAUACCAGCAAUGGAUGAAAGAGUUCGGCUCGUCGUGAUUACAGGCGGCACUUGGAGGUGGCCAUGCUCAGGUCGGUCGCAGCCGCCUACGUAUUCGUUCCAACGAGCGUGGCUAGGCUGCGGUUCCGUGUCCUCGAAUACUGAAUGCGCGCUCUCCAAAACUCUGGCCAAACGCCGAGCAUACGAGUCAACGGUUUACCGUGAUUGUGAUCUUUGUAGAAAAAAAAAAAACAAAAAUGGAAAAGAAACGAGGGACACAGUGGGUAGAAUCAGAAGUGGGCGAGCAUACGUCGUGUUGUACCAUUUCGGUCAGAC
This is a messenger RNA of Anopheles coustani, 3265 nucleotides long. RefSeq names its product katanin p60 ATPase-containing subunit A-like 1 (gene Kat60). Gene Ontology annotation, cellular component: microtubule cytoskeleton. Gene Ontology annotation, molecular function: ATP binding; microtubule severing ATPase activity; microtubule binding. NCBI's taxonomy places the organism in Eukaryota, Metazoa, Arthropoda, Insecta, Diptera, Culicidae. The coding region runs from base 1261 to 2988 and encodes 575 amino acids. The transcript is spliced from 3 exons. Gene Ontology annotation, biological process: microtubule severing. The record is from RefSeq and is a predicted model, not a curated record.